AGGUGGCCAUGCUGCGUGGGACCACAUGGCCAGAGGCAAGCAGAGGAGUGUCGCUCGAGUAGUAUUUGCUAGGGACCAGAGUUUAAACGAUCGGCAUGUUCGUGUAAAUGUGGUUUCUGCCCAACCCGUUUUAUGUUGGGGUUUUCGGCCAGCCCCCUGACGCCACUUUUUCUUCACUUUGUCUUCAUUCCCAGACCGACUUUCUAGACAGGUCAUGAACACUGUCCACCCAACUGCAGUUUCCUGUCAGAGUAUCUGAGGAGCCUGUGAGGCGUUCUGGAGCUUUAAGGUCAGUCAUUGGCACCAUGAACUGGAAUAAAGGUGGUCCUGGCACUAAGCGGGGAUUUGGCUUUGGAGGUUUUGCCAUCAGUGCUGGGAAAAAGGAGGAACCCAAACUCCCACAGCAGUCCCACAGUGCCUUUGGGGCAACCAGUUCUUCUUCUGGAUUUGGAAAGUCAGCUCCACCACAGCUCCCUUCUUUCUACAAAAUUGGAUCUAAACGGGCCAACUUUGAUGAAGAAAAUGCGAUCAGGCAGCUAGAGACAUGAAGAGGCUUGAAGAAAAGGACAAAGAAAGAAAAAACGUAAAGGGUAUUCGAGAUGACAUUGAAGAGGAAGAUGACCAAGAAGCUUAUUUUCGAUACAUGGCAGAAAACCCAACUGCUGGUGUGGUUCAGGAGGAAGAGGAAGACAAUCUAGAAUAUGAUAGUGAUGGAAAUCCGAUUGCACCUACCAAAAAAAUCAUUGAUCCACUUCCCCCCAUCGAUCAUUCAGAGAUUGACUAUCCACCAUUUGAAAAAAAUUUUUACAAUGAGCAUGAAGAGAUAACCAACCUCACUCCACAGCAGUUAAUAGAUCUCCGCCAUAAGCUCAAUCUUCGGGUCUCUGGUGCUGCACCUCCUAGACCAGGAAGUAGCUUUGCUCAUUUUGGGUUUGAUGAACAACUUAUGCACCAGAUUCGGAAAUCUGAAUACACACAGCCCACUCCAAUACAGUGCCAGGGCGUGCCUGUGGCAUUAAGUGGUAGAGACAUGAUUGGUAUUGCCAAAACAGGUAGUGGGAAAACUGCAGCCUUUAUUUGGCCCAUGUUGAUUCAUAUAAUGGACCAGAAGGAGUUGGAACCAGGCGAUGGACCAAUUGCAGUGAUUGUGUGUCCUACCAGGGAGCUUUGCCAGCAGAUCCAUGCAGAGUGUAAGCGGUUUGGAAAAGCAUAUAAUCUUCGAUCAGUGGCCGUGUAUGGAGGAGGGAGUAUGUGGGAGCAGGCCAAGGCCCUUCAGGAAGGGGCAGAGAUUGUCGUGUGUACCCCAGGUCGACUGAUUGAUCAUGUGAAAAAGAAAGCUACCAAUCUUCAAAGAGUCUCUUACCUUGUGUUUGAUGAAGCAGAUCGAAUGUUUGACAUGGGAUUUGAGUACCAGGUUCGAUCCAUAGCAAGUCAUGUUCGUCCUGACAGACAGACUCUCCUAUUCAGUGCAACUUUUCGGAAAAAGAUUGAAAAGUUGGCCAGAGACAUCCUGAUCGACCCUAUUCGAGUGGUACAGGGAGAUAUUGGAGAGGCAAAUGAAGAUGUGACACAGAUUGUGGAGAUUCUCCAUUCUGGACCUAGUAAAUGGAACUGGCUUACCAGGCGUCUGGUGGAGUUUACCUCUUCAGGGAGUGUUCUCCUCUUUGUUACUAAGAAGGCCAAUGCUGAAGAGCUAGCCAAUAACCUUAAGCAGGAGGGUCAUAAUCUUGGGCUGCUCCAUGGGGACAUGGAUCAGAGUGAGAGAAAUAAGGUCAUUUCAGACUUUAAGAAAAAGGACAUCCCAGUCCUGGUGGCCACAGAUGUUGCAGCCCGUGGUCUGGACAUUCCUUCAAUUAAGACUGUCAUUAACUAUGAUGUGGCACGAGACAUUGAUACCCACACACAUAGGAUUGGCCGCACAGGAAGAGCGGGUGAGAAAGGUGUAGCCUAUACCCUACUCACUCCCAAGGACAGCAAUUUUGCUGGUGACCUGGUCCGGAACUUGGAAGGCGCCAAUCAACAUGUUUCUAAGGAACUCCUAGAUCUGGCAAUGCAGAAUGCCUGGUUUCGGAAAUCUCGCUUCAAAGGAGGGAAAGGAAAAAAGCUGAACAUUGGUGGAGGAGGCCUAGGUUAUAGGGAGCGGCCUGGCCUGGGCUCUGAGAACAUGGACCGAGGAAAUAACAAUGUAAUGAGCAAUUAUGAGGCCUACAAGCCUUCCACAGGAGCUAUGGGAGAUCGACUAACAGCAAUGAAAGCAGCUUUCCAGUCACAGUACAAGAGUCAUUUUGUUGCAGCCAGUUUAAGUAAUCAGAAGGCUGGAAGCUCUGCUGCUGGGGCAAGUGGGUGGACUAGUGCAGGGAGCUUGAAUUCUGUUCCUACUAACUCAGCACAACAGGGCCAUAACAGUCCUGACAGCCCCGUCACCAGUGCCAAGGGCAUCCCAGGCUUUGGCAAUAGUGGCAACAUCAGUGGUGCCCCUGUGACCUACCCAUCUGCCGGAGCCCAGGGAGCCAACAACGCAGCUUCAGGGAAUAACAGCCGAGAAGGGACUGGGGGUGGCAACGGGAAAAGAGAGAGAUAUACUGAGAACCGGGGCAGCAGCCGUCACAGUCACGGAGAGACUGGCAAUCGACAUGGUGACAGCCCACGUCACGGAGAUGGUGGUCGCCAUGGAGAUGGAAACCGCCACCCAGAAAGCAGCAGUCGUCAUACUGAUGGCCAUCGGCAUGGGGAGAGCAGGCAUGGAGGAAGCACAGGCCGGCAUGGGGAGAACCGGGGUGCAAAUGACGGUCGGAAUGGGGAAAGCAAGAAAGAAGCUUGUAAUCGUGAGAGCAAGAUGGAGCCCAAGGUGGACAGCAGCAAGAUGGACAAGGUGGACAGCAAGACAGAUAAGACAGCUGAUGGCUUUGCUGUCCCAGAGCCCCCUAAACGCAAGAAAAGUCGAUGGGACAGUUAGAGGGGAUGUGCUAAAGUGUGAAAUCAGUUGUCCUUAAUUUUUAGAAAGAUUUUGGUAACUAGGCGUCUCAGGGCUGGGUUGGGGUCCAAAGGGUAAGGACCCCCUGCCCUUAGUGGAGAGCUGGAGCUUGGAGACAUUACCCCUUCAUCAGAAGGAAUUUUCGGAUGUUUUCUUGGGAAGCUGCUUUGGUCCUUGGAAGCAGUGAGAGCUGGGAAACUUCUUUUGGCUCUAGGUGAGUUGUCAUGAGGGUAAGUUGAGGUUACCUUGGGAGAAAGGGCCUUAUAGGGCACAAAACUCACUCUAGGUUUAUAUUAUACGUAGCUUGUAUUUUUUACUAAGGUGUCACCUUAUAAACAUCUAUAAAUUGAAUUUUUUCUUAGUUGUGUGGCCCAGCAGUCCCAUUUUUAGGAGUUGGCUUCUGUACACCUAAUCCAUUGAAUUGUUGGGAAGCAGUUUGGUAGGUUCUAGACAUUUGUGGGGAAGGGAGAUGUUUGAUUCUAAAUGGGACUCGAUGCUCAGGUCCCCAGCCAGGUUUGCAUCCAGCCCUGAGACAUGUAAGAAGCACCUUCCAGACCCAGGCUCUGAAGAUUCCCAGAAGUCACAGGGAUUGAAGGGAAAAGGUGAUCCUGGUAACUGUUCCAGGAUUACUCCAGGUCUGAGGUGGUGUUGCUAAAUUUAAAAUUAACGCAACAACAGCUUUUAAAGUGUCUUCUAUUUCAUUGUAUUUUUUUUAACUUGCCCCAAUGGUAGAAAAGUCUUUUGCCGAAAUGAUUUUGGUGAUUUUUGUUCUAUCUUGUUUAUAAAAGGAAAAGAAAUACACAAACUUUGACUUUUGUGACUUUGUGAAGGUUUCUUUAAGCUGUGCAUUCCUUUCUGCUUGCUCUCUAGUAAAUGUUUCACUAUCGGGA
This is a messenger RNA of Cebus imitator (Panamanian white-faced capuchin), 3864 nucleotides long. It is a transcript of the gene DDX42, whose product is annotated as DEAD-box helicase 42. Gene Ontology annotation, molecular function: nucleic acid binding; RNA helicase activity; ATP binding. The transcript has 17 exons. The coding region runs from base 545 to 2956 and encodes 803 amino acids. Lineage: Eukaryota; Metazoa; Chordata; Mammalia; Primates; Cebidae. The record is from RefSeq and is a predicted model, not a curated record.